Messenger RNA from Macrosteles quadrilineatus (aster leafhopper), 1621 nucleotides. Its product is annotated as ubiquitin-conjugating enzyme E2 Z-like. Gene Ontology annotation, cellular component: nucleus. Gene Ontology annotation, molecular function: cysteine-type endopeptidase inhibitor activity; ubiquitin conjugating enzyme activity. The record is from RefSeq and is a predicted model, not a curated record. Gene Ontology annotation, biological process: negative regulation of apoptotic process. The transcript is spliced from 5 exons. The coding region runs from base 361 to 1332 and encodes 323 amino acids. NCBI's taxonomy places the organism in Eukaryota, Metazoa, Arthropoda, Insecta, Hemiptera, Cicadellidae.
UUGAUAAGCUUUAGGUAGUUAGUAGACCUUAAUAGAUGUUGUGUUGAAAGAAACAAGACGUGAAUUUACUUGUGGCUUACUAAUUUCCAUGAUAUUCUGUCCCAGCGCUGCGCUGUUGUGAUUUUAGGCCUACUUUAGGUAGGGGCUUACCUAUUUAAUUGCUGCCAGGCAUAUUUCCAGCAAGUUUGGUUGGUUAGGUUAGGUUAUGAUAGUUUUAUUUUAUAAUAGAUAUAUUUAAAAAUAUCGAUUAUUAAUCAAUAUUUUCGAUUCGAUAGUUUCAAUCAAUAUUGGCGUAGCCCCGUUAAGAAACUGUACCCCAUAUUUCUCUAAGCUCGUGCGUUGUGAUACAAUAGAUGCAAUAUGAUGCAUUUUUUCAAUCUUGAGGAAAUCGAAGCACAAGGGAUUACUCCCUUGACGUAUUUGCAAGACAGUCCACCAGCAGUGACCACAAUUCCCGGUUCGGAUAGUCUUCCUCAGCCUUCAAAUAUUGACAAUUUGGAUGAAUUAUUAGCACAAAACCUUGUACCAAGUAGUGCUGAUUGGAAUCCACUAGCCCCCUUUAAUGACGAGGAAGGAAAUCCACCGCCCUCAUGUUUGUUAAGGAUUAAGAGGGAUAUGAUGGCUAUCUACCACGAACCACCUCCAGGUAUUCUAGUCGUGCCUGAUGAUCAAAAUAUGACUGUUGUCCAUGCUCUCAUCACAGGAGCUUUUGAUACUCCUUAUGAAGGAGGGUUUUUCUAUUUCAUCCUCCGAUUCCCACCUGAUUAUCCGAUCAGGCCUCCCAAAGUACGUCUAAUGACAACUGGUGGAAAUAAAGUUAGAUUCAAUCCGAAUCUUUACAAGUGUGGAAAAGUGUGUCUCAGUAUUUUAGGGACUUGGAGUGGACCAGCUUGGAGUCCAGCACAGACCCUCUCUAGCGUCCUCAUCUCCAUACAAAGUCUUCUCACCGACAAGCCUUACCACAAUGAACCAGGAUUUGAGAGGGAAAGAGUACCUGGAGAUGUAGCCCGGUACAAUGAGAUAAUUCAACACGAGACGCUAAGAGUAGCUGUCAUUGGUAUGUUGGACAAUGACUUUGCCAUCAACAUGCCAGCUCCUCUGAUCGAAGCUAUGGAGAAGAGCUUUCUGCAGUUCUUUGAGUCUUACGAAACCCUCGCACAGAGCAAAAACAGGCUCACAGGCACUACAAUGAAUGAUCCCUUUGGUGAGAGACGAGGAGUCUAUCAGUACGGACAACUUUUACAUCGACUGAGAGACAUUUACAACCGACUGACACAAAAGAGGGUGGAAGAGAGUGUUUCUUCUUCUUCUACUCCAGAUAGCAGUGAUUGAUUGUGUAUUCUCCUGUAAAGACUAACAAAAACAUUACACUUGUAUGUGAUAGAAUAGUUAUCUUUAAGUCUUAUACGUUUUGAUGGAAAACAUAACAUUUCUUCGAGUAGCUUUAAAAUCAACCUAGUUUUCUUUUACUUCAAAAAAUUUCUUUUUCCUACAGUCACCCGACAAAGUUGGCUUCCUUGUACUGUUUAUAGUACAUAAAGCUGCUAAUUGCUGCAUAUUUAUACUUUGCCGUACGGUUUAUACUUUGUCGUACGGUUUAUACUUUGUCGCACAUCAGGAU